Messenger RNA from Apus apus (common swift), 1917 nucleotides. It is a transcript of the gene SC5D, whose product is annotated as sterol-C5-desaturase. The coding region runs from base 155 to 1024 and encodes 289 amino acids. Gene Ontology annotation, molecular function: iron ion binding; oxidoreductase activity. Lineage: Eukaryota; Metazoa; Chordata; Aves; Apodiformes; Apodidae. The transcript has 5 exons. The record is from RefSeq and is a predicted model, not a curated record.
CCGGGCCCGCGGGCACCGGGACCCGCCCCCGGUAACGUCACCGCCCGCGGUGGCGAGAGCGGCGGGGCCGGUGACGUCGCGUGGCGCUACCGGGUGUCACCGCCCCGCCCCCAGCACCGCGCCGGGACCCGCAGGCGAGUGUCGGGGACCCACCAUGGAUCUGGUCCUGGAGGCCGCUGACCGGCACCUCCUCACCCCCUACGUGUACCCCCCCAGCUGGCCCGAGGGCGAGCCCUGCCGCCAGCUCCUCAGCCUCUUUGUCAUCACCAACCUGGGGGCCCUCACGCUCUACCUGCUCUUUGGCACCCUCAGCUACUACUUCAUCUUCGACCACGAACUCCAGAAACAUCCCCAGUUCCUAGAGAACCAGGUACGUCGGGAGAUCUCCUACGCGCUGCGCUCCCUGCCCUGGAUCAGCGUUCCCACCGUCGCCCUGUUCUUCGCCGAGGUGCGGGGCUACAGCAAGCUCUAUGACAACAUCCAGGACUCCCCGUACGGCUGGUCAGGCGUCUUCCUCAGCAUGCUGUCCUUCCUCUUCUUCACCGACAUGUGCAUCUACUGGAUACACCGUGGUCUCCACCACAGGCUGUUCUAUAAGCGCUUCCACAAGCCCCACCACCUCUGGAAGAUCGCAACGCCCUUCGCCAGCCACGCCUUCCACCCCGUUGAUGGCUUCAUGCAGAGCCUGCCCUACCACGUCUACCCUUUCCUCUUCCCCCUGCACAAAAUCACCUACUUGGGCCUCUACAUCUUCGUCAACGUCUGGACCAUCUCCAUUCAUGACGGUGACUACCGCGUCCCCCGCCUCCUGCGACACGUCAUCAACGGAUCAGCCCACCACACCGACCACCACUUGUACUUCGACUACAACUACGGGCAGUACUUCACCCUCUGGGACAAGAUCGGUGGCUCCUACAAGAACCCCACGGCCUUUGAGGGCAAAGGCCCCCACGACUACUUGCGCAAGCUCCGAGAGAAAGGUCCAGAGGCAUCUGAUGGCCACCCAGACACCAAGACUGAGUAGGGUUCUCCCUGGCCUGGCCCCUCUCCUGGAUGAGAUUCCCUGGUUUCGUCCUGUUCCUCCCCAGCCUCCCGAGACUAUUUCCCCACGGACAAAGAGCCCCCAUCCCCUGAUGGCACAACUGGCAUGGAGUGAUUCUUGGUGACACCUCUGGCCUGCCCCUGCUCCCAAACCAGUGGUGCCCAGCCUUGCUGCUGAGUUGUCACCUUGCUCUGUGCCGCAGACCUAGCCUGGUCCCCCUGUUGUUCCCCCUUCCCAGCUGCCUUUGGAUCUCUGCUAAGGUCCCUGCUCCACUUGAGUACCGUGCUGUUGCUUUACAAAAAGAACAAUAACAUGGCACAACUACAAAAAGAACGUGGCUCGUGGCAGGGUCUCCCUCUGUCCAUGCCAUGUGCUGUCAUCCUGGACUCGCUGUCGCAGAAUCCAUUGGGAUGAGUCAAGUGGAAUCGAGUCAAGAGGCUGAUGAGGUUACUUUUUUUCUGGAAACAAAAGCUGCACCCACCUGCCUUUCAGAGAUGGCACAGGUCCUUCUGACGGCUCCCUGGCGUGGCAAAGGCUUGGCCUUGAGAUGCAGCGAGGCUCCUUGGUGCUCCACGUGCUCUCCUCCUUCCUCUCACCUGGAGAUGCCCCGUGGGCCCUGAAGGGACAUGUCCCAGAAACAGCAUGACUGUAGGACAAAGAUGUGCUUUGAGUCCCACGGGUCCCUCAAGCUCCCUGAGAACACUGAGGGUGGGAGGAGGAGGAACAGGCACCAGGAGGCACGGGGCAGGAGCUUCUCCUUGCUCAAGGAUUCAUGGCCAGCUUUCCCCCUUAACAUCUGGCGUGUGUCCUGCUGAAACCUGGUCACCCUGCCUUGGGGUCUGACCUGCACUCAAUAAAUCUCAUUUGCCAACUUG